AUGUUUGUAAAUGUAUUUCUCGGUAUUGGUAUAGCUUGGACAUUAGCAGCCGUUUAUCAUUGGUUCAAAGGAAGUGUUUUUCGAGUUGAUCCUGGAGCAUUAGCAUUUUCUGUUACUAUUUUUUGUAUAGAAGCAUUUGUUUGUGUUAUUGUUAUUGUGGCUAGAAGACAUCCAGCAAUUGGAGGCGAAUUAGGAGGCCCUCGCAAAUUCCAAAUUCUCACAUCUGGAUUUUUUGCAUGUCUAUGGCUUUUCUAUAUUGGAAUUUCUGCUUUAGAAUCCUACUGUGUAAUUGCUGGAUUUUAA
This is a messenger RNA of Meloidogyne enterolobii, 303 nucleotides long. NCBI's taxonomy places the organism in Eukaryota, Metazoa, Nematoda, Chromadorea, Rhabditida, Meloidogynidae. The record is from the annotation of a GenBank genome assembly.